Molecule: messenger RNA, 1215 nt
Organism: Bradysia coprophila
Lineage: Eukaryota; Metazoa; Arthropoda; Insecta; Diptera; Sciaridae
Product: neuropeptide CCHamide 1
Source: RefSeq, a predicted model, not a curated record
GUUGAUGACCAGUAUAACAUCAAACGUGGUGCUGUGUACAAGUUCCAAAUUCAAAUGUUACAAGAAAAUAAAUUUUAAAACAAAGUUUCAACCGAAAAUCAAAACAUCAUUGCAAUAGUCCAAUUUGGUUCACCAGCACUGAGUCGGCAGAGAAAAUUAGAAAAUUAAUUUUUCAACUGGAAAACGGAACACGGAAUAUUGAAAUUUAAAUACCGAAAUUGUGUUGGAUAAAAUGAAAUUUGUACUAUUUGCCACGGUCUUUUUCUGCUGCUACAUGGAAUACAUUCAGGGCUCAUGUCUUAGUUAUGGUCACUCUUGUUGGGGAGCACAUGGCAAACGGGCAAACGGUCCUCCGAGGCAGUUAGGUCGAUGGGCACUGGUUAAAAUUGUUCCUGACAAAAAUACCGAUAAUAAUCCACGGCAUAUAUCAACCGAUUCGCAAGCGAACGAAGACAGUGCAUCUAUUUUCGAUAAUCCAUCGUUUGCGUUCACAGACGACGAAAGCCAACAGCAGCAACAACACGACGAAAACAACAACAAACAAGUGGACGGAAUGAAGCCAUCGUUAAGACGAAGUUAUGCAACCGAUCCGGAUGAAGAUUUUUCGGCAAAUGAUAUUAAUGUGGUGGGCGAUGAUUUGCUUGACGCGAGAAAUAUGAGAUAUUACAAAAUUCGAAAUCCUAGCAUCAAGAAACUUUUGUCAUAAGCAUACACACGUACAUCAAGGUAUACAAAUUAUUAUUAUACAUUAAACGACGUUUCACAACACAAAUCCACAAAUUUGAAGAUAUUUUUUUUGAUUAAACUGUAAUAAUUUUCGAAUUAAAUUUUAUUUUUUGAAUUUAAUUUUCAUUUCUGUAAAAUAUGAUCUUAAAGGCGUAACAAUAUAAAAAUAUAUUUAAAUGUUCAAAUUAGAUACAAGAUAAAGAAAAAUGGAAAAAAUCAUGUAGUCAAAAAUUCAAAACAAAUAAUUAAUUAAAUUUAUUCGAAAAUAUGUUAAUAUUGAUAUUAAUAUGGCUGGUUAUUAUAUCAAUCUUUAUCAUAUUCUUUAAAACAAAACAACAACAAGAAAAACCAAACUUACUAAUUUACAUUUUAAUUUAUAAGAGUAAAACAAUGUCCUCUAUUGUUGUUUUUAAUUUUAUUAAAAUGCUGUUUAAGUAAAGAAAAAUGAAAGCAAAUUCUUACCUAUAUGCCUCAACGAAAAACACCUUC